CAUGUGGCUGCCAGGGCAAAAUCCGUUUACCGGCAGCACAAACUGCUACAACUGCAACUGCAACUGCAACUGCAACUGCAACUGCAACACCAGCCAAACCAGCAACUGCCGCCAGUUGCCGUCAAUUAUCGCUCAAUAUAUUCUCCGUUGGCCUGUGAUAAACCCCCUAGCGUUCUUAAUGAACGACCUUCGGUCCAAGUCAUUCUAUCGUGCAGGCAAACCAACAUCUGCAGCAUCCGCAUCGGCCGCAUCGGGCGCGACCAGCAGCGCCAAGUCGUUCGCCAAGGGCCAGAACAACAAUCCCCGUACUUACAACAACAGCGGCAAGUCGAACAAGGUGUUCCUGCACUACAUCCCCCGCGACCCGCGCCUAAGAAUCUUCAACAGAACCGCCACCCUGAAUAAACACUCUAACCGCACCCUAAGCGAGCUAAACAUAACUGAAGAUCUGUGCAAUUAUGGUGAAUUGAUUGGCGGCGGCGCCGAAACAGUGAAACUAGUGCCAGUGAAAUCUUAAGAAUAUCAACACCACAGAU
Molecule: messenger RNA, 536 nt
Organism: Drosophila erecta
Lineage: Eukaryota; Metazoa; Arthropoda; Insecta; Diptera; Drosophilidae
Exons: 1
Coding region: 2-517 (171 amino acids)
Source: RefSeq, a predicted model, not a curated record